AUGGCACCCAUCCGCGUCGCCCUAGUCGGUCUCUCCGCCUCCGCAAAAACAAGCUGGGCCUCAAAAGCCCAUCUCCCCUACCUCCUGUCUCCCCUCGGACGCUCAAAAUACCAAAUCGUCGCUCUGCAAAACAGUUCCGUCGAGGCAGCCCAGAAAGCCAUAGAGCAAUACAAGUUACCUGCUGAGACAAAAGCGUACGGUACUGCGGAAGAUCUCGCAGCUGACAAAGAUGUUCAACUUGUGGUCGUUUGUACACGUGUUGAUGUGCAUCAUUCAAGUGCCCUUCCGAGCGUGAAGGCUGGAAAGAUGGUUUUUGUCGAGUGGCCUUUGGCGCAGGAUGUGAAGCAUGCGAAGGAGCUUGUCGAGGCUGCGGGGGAAAGGAAUAUUGUUGGGUUGCAGGGACGGUUUGCGCCGCCUGUAGUGAAGAUUAGGGAUCUUGUUCGGGAGGGUAGGAUUGGAAAGAUUGUUAGUGCCGAGUUGAAGGCUGCUGGGGGAACGAAUGAUCGCGAGAUUCUGCCUACGACGUUGAAGUAUUUUACGCAGCGCGCUAUCGGUGGAAAUACCUUUACCAUUGGGCUGGGACACAUCUUCGAUUCGUUCCAGUACAUCGUUGGAGAUAUAACCAACACCAAAAGCCGUCUUCACUCGCAAAGACCCAAUAUCCGCCUCCGUGACCUCGACUCAGGCAAGAUCACCGAAACAGUCAGCACCGACGUCCCAGAUAUCACGUUUGCAACAGGAACUCUCAAAGAAUCUCUCACCGUCCAAAAAGACGCCGCGGUGUCAAUCCGUUUCCGCCGCGGCCAGCCCUUCCCCGGCGAACCACCCCUCCUCAUCACCAUCGCCGGCGAAAAGGGUGAAAUUCGCCUCCGAGGCUAUGGAGGCACUGCUUUGAACGCCUCUGGGUACGACGAGCCUGUCAUUAUCGGGGUCCAUGAUUUUGAGACGGAUAAGGUUGAGGAGGUGGAGUGGAAGUGGCAUGCGUGGCAGGAAGAGAAUAAUAUUCCGAUUAUUGGGAGGAGUAUUGCUGCUGUUUAUGAUCGGUUUGCUAGUGGUGAGACGGAGGGAUUGGUGACGUUUGCAGAGGCGCUGAAGAGACAUGAGCAGCUUGAGGAGAUGCUCAAGGAGUGGGAUGCUGAUAGGUCUCAGUGA
Fusarium coffeatum is the source of this 1152-nucleotide messenger RNA. RefSeq lists its product as uncharacterized. Bases 1 to 1152 code for a protein of 383 amino acids. NCBI's taxonomy places the organism in Eukaryota, Fungi, Ascomycota, Sordariomycetes, Hypocreales, Nectriaceae. Gene Ontology annotation, molecular function: nucleotide binding. The transcript is spliced from 2 exons. The record is from RefSeq and is a predicted model, not a curated record.